GUCCGUCACCGCGGGGCCGUGUUCGCCGCGUCCAAUUUAUUUACCGCUUCGAAUCGCGCGAUCUACGCGUGUCUUAGAAAUAUCUUUCCGAUAUCGAAUUUUUCACGCGAUUCUAUCGACGCUUUGGUCGUCACGUUGGUUUCCACGAAGGUGACAGUUUUAUUCGAGAUAAAUUGAUUUUCAUAUUGGAUCGAAGACGUUAAUUCCGUACACAAGUAUAAUUAAUAUACCGAUUCCGUGAACUGUUAAUUGAAAUAUUUAAUAUUCGAAGGAUUCUUCAGAACAUAAGAUGGAUUGAUGCGUUUCGAAAUCGAAAUUUUAUCCGAGAAUAUAAAAUAUAAACACGGAGUACUUGAAACAUCCGUGAAGGCCAUUACUCUACAAAAUCUCUCGCGGAGCUAAUGUUCUGUGAAGUUGAAAAUUCCUUGGAUCGAUGUGUUCUUUGAAAUUCCUUGCAUUUCUAUUUUGCGAAAACUAUUCGCAGUUUAGUUAGCCGUGAUACGAAAUAUUUCGCAUAAUUUUACGAAGUUAAAAAUUCUACAGUGUCGGUAUCCCUCGAAACAAAUUCCAUCGAGCUGUUGUUCCGUACAGUUGGAAUUCAAUGCAGUUGGUGAUCCAAAAAAUUAACAUCCUGUUAGAUCAUCGGCCAACCGUGCACGCGUGCUCGAAUCGAAAGUUAAAAAAUAAACUCGUUUUGAUAUAACAUUCUUUUUAAAAAAAAACACGUAGAUAUUUCAUUCUUCGCGAUGGAAUAAAAAGACAAUAAAAUUAGCAAUAAAAGUAAGAGAUAUUUAAUAAUGGCCGAUGAAUAAAAUCAUUGUUGAUGUCGAAGCGUGUUAAAAAUUCAAUCGUGACAACGAUGACCGCGCAAAAGUACAAAAUCAAACGGAUUUCUUCGUUGAUACCGCGCUUUACUUUUUGCUUUGUGAAAAUGUCCCGAAAAUGUUUCAACCGUAUCGAAGACACGGGUUAAUUACGGCUCGAAAAAGAACGAAGUCUUUUGUAUAGUUUGGAGGUGAGCACAGGUAGACCGUUACCUUAGCAUCAACGCAGCUUUGCAACAACGUAACGAUGCCCGUUCUCUUAUAAUGAUACACAUAGAUACCAUACGAGAUCGAAAUGGGUGGAAUUUAACACAAAAGCAGUAUGGCCUGAAUAACGAGUCUUAUCGUAAUGCACUACAAGCUUUCAUAGAUCGAAGACGAUCUUCCAACGACGUGGAGAUUGAGACAUCGAACAGUCCUGAUAAAUUAAGAGCCGAUCUUUCAUCGAAAAAUAAUAACAAUAAAUGCGAUAAUAAAUGGAAAUCACAAGAAUUGAAAUCAAUUAUACCAGGUGUACCACAUAUAGCAGCUCCUGAAAUUUUUGAAAUUGGAUGGAUAGCCGGCACAGAAGAUCGAUAUCUAGAAUUAAUUUUUGCCGAAUGGCAAAAUACUCGAGUUUCACUGAAGAGGCAUUCACAUCCGGAAUGCAAAGAUGCUGUGAAAGCAGAUUUAGAUAUACUUUCAGAAAUUCGACACCCUAACGUGCUAUUGUUAAUGGCCACCACCUUUACUGACGAUCAUGGUUUAGUCUCUAUUUUUGAAUCUGUCGAUUGUACCCUUUAUCAUUAUAUGCACGAUCAGGGUGAACGAAUAUCCAUGCAAGGUAUUGCAAAAUGCGGGGGAAGACUAUCCGAUGCUUUAAGACAUUCUCAUAUGCGCGGCUAUGUGCAUACUGCCAUCAGUUCGCAUUGCGUCUAUCUGGCUUCUAAUGGUAUCAUAAAACUAGGUGGAUGGGAACUGGCCAUGCAUAUCAACAAUCCAAAACCAAAGAGAGAAUACGAGGAACGUUUACGUGCCGAAGUUUUCCGCUGGCAAGCGCCAGAACUUUUUCAUGGUUACGAACCAUAUAAGGAGAGCGAUGUCUAUGGAUUGGCUUUAUUAAUUUGGGAAAUGUGUACAAUGCAUGUACCGUGGAAUGGAUAUAAUAAGGCAGAUGUUGAAAGACAAUAUGUACAUUGGAAACGUGGUGUUAUUAUGGAUUUGUAUAAUUUUCCACCGUUAUUAUAUAAUUUACUAGAAGCUGGAUUGCAGUUAGAUGUUAAUAAAAGGACAUUGGAUAUGAAUAGAAUGCGUAGAUUUCUUCAAAAGUUAGAGCUGCAAUACGAGAAUGUAGAACCCGUAUAUAUCGAUCAGUAUAUGAAUAAUAAUAAUGAGAUCUUACAAAAAACUUACAUCUUGCAAAAGAAAUCUCCUAUUUCAAAAAAUAAGAAUUCGAAAUUAUUCAGAAGCCUCUCGACCAAACAAUUAUCUUAUUCCUCGAAAAAUGCGGACUCUCCGUCGAAACAACAUUUGCAUUUAAAAAAGUCAAUGUCCAAACAAACUCUAAACCAAGAAUCUCACGAUGAAGAAAUGGAUUUUUUUGCUGACGAUAUUAAAGGCAACGCAAGAAACGAUAUAAAAAAAAAUACAAAUAUUUUCAACAAUUUACAUAAUAAUUGUAAAAAAAUUGACUAUCCGACUUAUACUAAAAAAAUACCGGAUAUCAUUCAAAAUGAAGAAGAAUCUGCAAAGGAAAUCUUACAACCAUGGAACAGUACAUACAAAAAAGUCAAAGCACCACAGGAAAUAGCAGAAUCAAGAACAACAUCUAUGUAUUCAUCGCCAUUAUUAGAAUCCACGGAUGAUGAGUCCUUCAAAGACGCAAGAACUAAUUUGAAACAAUUAAAAAAAGUAUUAGCGAGCAAAAGGGAACAUUUUUUCUAUGGUAGUGAUUCAUCACCUAUAUCUACAGAUAUAAGUCCAACCAUUAGAGAUAAGAUAUUCACCGAAAUAAAAAGCAAGGAUUACGAACCACAUAAACCAGCUAGUCAUAGAACUAGUAUAGAGCCAAAAUGCAAUAAGUCUCCCAAUCAAUAUGAUUCGUCUUAUUUAAAAUCAACAUUUCAAUCAUAUCGUAAGAUUCCCUAUUUACAUACGCCUGAAAACAUUAAAGAUGCAAUAAUACAACCACAAGUAUUAAAUUCCGAUCCUCAAAGCUUUUUCGAAACUUCUUUGUGGAGAAAAGAGAAAUUAAUUUGUUUAUCCAAAAUGAGAAGAAUUUGUGCUGAUGAAUCCCCGCGCUAUCUUGCACAACAGACAGAUGAAAGCGAUACUGUCUCUGUUGAAACGGUGACCAAAAAUCAAACGACAGAAUCGAUAUCUAUUAAUAGCGAUAAUACUUAUGUCAUAAAAAGUAAAAUGGAAGCAACUGAGACAGAAACCAGCCAGGAAGGACUUACACAAAUAUCAGAAAAUAUAAAUAAUUCUAUAACACCUAAUCAAAGUGAACCUUUGCAAAUCUUAAAAGACGCUUUAGACAGAGCUACAAAAAUUGUUCGUUCUAUUACACCAAAUACAAACGAAUUAUGUCAAUCUCCUACAUUUAGAUCCUACCAAGAUUUUGAAGUAACAGGAGACAAUAAUCAAGAUAAUAAAUAUAUUUUCGAAAAUCUAUAUGACUUACAAGUUAACGACGACAAUGAAGAAAUUAAAAAUAUUGAACGAUCAAUAACGAAAAAUAAAACAUUUUCGUUUAAUGAAUCUAAUAUAGAUAACGCAAUAACUAACGAUGAAACAGAAAAAAAACCUAAUAACAACAUUGAUGUUAGUAUUGCUAGUAUUGAAACAUGCACUCAUUCGUAUAAUACAACAUGUAGCAGAAAUUUUAUUUGCGAAUGUAUUGCUGAAGUAUCGAAUGAAUUUAACAAUUCGUAUAAUGAUAAUAUAUCGAAAAAAGAAAAGAUUGAAUCUUCAAAUGAUGAAAUAAUUAUUAUUGAGGAUAAUGCUAAUUCUUUAGAAGUACAAAAUGGAAUAUCUCGGAACAAUUAUGAUACUAAAUUGAAAAUUAAGGAAAACGAACCGAAAUCUAUUAUAACAAAUUUUGAUUUAAUGUUCAUAAAUGACACUCCAAACAAUAAAAAUUGCAAAACAUGUUAUCAAAGUACUUUACCAAGACGGCGUUCCUUACCAGCAACAUUGAGUCAAUUGAGAACAAUUAACAAUUCAGCUUUAGGAAAAUUACCUAUACGCAGAGGGGAUAUUCCAGACAAUACAAUUGAAGAUUUAUAUAUAGACGAUGAAUUUGGUGAUAGUUUAAAUGUUAAUAUGGUUUUGCUACAUGAAAAUUUACCAAUUGACGAGGAUUUUUUAUCCGAAAUAUCAAAUCUAUAGACUACUAUAGAAUAAUUACCAAAUAAGCAAUGUUAUUUUAAUUAAGUUACUAAUAAUUUAUUACAUUUUACUUUAAAAAAAAAUAAGCAAUAUUACAUAAUUAUAAAGUUCCAAUUUAGUUGGAAUACAAUACAGAUAAAUAAAUAUUACACGUACCUUAUAUUCAUUUUUGAAAAAUAUUCAUAUAUUUUGCACUUUGACGUGUAUCAAAAAAAACAUGACUGUAUAUUUUUAUGUUAGAUAAGAUAUAUGAUCAAUUAUAAAAUUCGAAUAAAAACAGUAUAAUAUUUUUUGUGCAAAAGAAGUGUAAAUAAUAAAGUACACCAUUUAUACAAAACUUA
Messenger RNA from Apis mellifera (honey bee), 4534 nucleotides. RefSeq lists its product as uncharacterized. Gene Ontology annotation, biological process: mitotic spindle assembly checkpoint signaling; attachment of spindle microtubules to kinetochore; protein phosphorylation. Gene Ontology annotation, cellular component: intercellular bridge; midbody; kinetochore. NCBI's taxonomy places the organism in Eukaryota, Metazoa, Arthropoda, Insecta, Hymenoptera, Apidae. The record is from RefSeq and is a predicted model, not a curated record. Gene Ontology annotation, molecular function: ATP binding; protein kinase activity. The transcript has 12 exons. Bases 1089 to 4193 code for a protein of 1034 amino acids.